CUAUUAAAGACUAUGAGACUGCUCAAGCCAAUAGUGAAAAUGACCAGCAGAUUCGGGAGGGGCUAGAACGUGCCCAGAGGAUGCUGAAGCAAUCACAGAAGAGGGAUUACUAUAAAAUCUUAGGAGUAAAAAGAAAUGCUCGAAAGCAAGAAAUCAUAAAAGCUUACAGAAAGCUGGCAUCCCAGUGGCACCCUGAUAACUUCCAGAGUGAGGAAGAAAAGAAGAAAGCAGAGAAAAAAUUCAUAGAUAUAGCAGCUGCUAAAGAAGUCCUUACUGACCCAGAAAUGAGGCGGAAGUUUGAUGCGGGAGAGGACCCACUGGAUGCAGAGAGUCAGCAGGGUGGGGGCAACCCUUUCCACAGGAACUGGAACACGUGGCAAGGAUUCAAUCCCUUCGGUUCUGGAGGAGGACCAUUUACAUUCAAAUUUCACUUCAGUUAGAGCCAAGACUGUUUCUGGUGGCUGCUGCUGUUUUUUAAUUCGUUGAAAAAUAAAAAGUCUCUCAGUUCAAGACCCAAAA
Molecule: messenger RNA, 519 nt
Organism: Phaethon lepturus (White-tailed tropicbird)
Lineage: Eukaryota; Metazoa; Chordata; Aves; Phaethontiformes; Phaethontidae
Product: dnaJ homolog subfamily C member 3
Exons: 3
Biological process (GO): protein folding in endoplasmic reticulum
Cellular component (GO): endoplasmic reticulum
Molecular function (GO): protein-folding chaperone binding; misfolded protein binding
Source: RefSeq, a predicted model, not a curated record